Messenger RNA from Fibroporia radiculosa, 819 nucleotides. RefSeq lists its product as uncharacterized. NCBI's taxonomy places the organism in Eukaryota, Fungi, Basidiomycota, Agaricomycetes, Polyporales, Fibroporiaceae. The record is from RefSeq and is a predicted model, not a curated record. The coding region runs from base 1 to 819 and encodes 272 amino acids. The transcript is spliced from 2 exons.
AUGAUCUGCACUCCUUCGGCCUCUCAUCCUCAUGGUUUCCCCGAUAAACCCGUUGAACAAUCUCUUCUGAACUAUUACUCGCAAACACCAUUUGACAGUUAUUCUUUGCCUGAGGAAGUGGUGGACUUGGUUCUACAGACACUACAGAAUGCCGGGAUAGAGGUUGUGGAGUGGGGUGCACUGCUUCUCAGGCGCAUGGGUGUUCCCCGUCUAGUAAGGGACUACUCGUAUGCGGUGCCCGACGAAGACAUCAUUGCGGCCUCUCGUAGUCUCGAGGCUCUUGGUCUUCCACUGUCCCCUCCAUCGGAUUUCAUGCUCAAGGUGGAGAGCGAUAUGGUCGCAAGAGGCCACUUCUAUCGAAUAUCGCACUUCACAGCGCCUUCUUCAAUUCAGCGCCUGGUUCUGUACCCUCUCUCUUUCGCCUCUAUACAAUUCCCCGAGCUUUCCAAAGCGCCACCACUUCAUUUAUCUCCAUCUCGAUGCCUGGAUGUCCUUGUACCACGUCCUUCAGCUGUGUUUGCGUCGAUCAUGCGUAUCAUGCUUUGCUAUCCACAAUACUGUCGCAUGCGGACGAUGCUAGAGGCAGACAUGUCGGAGCUAAUCAUGUACCAUCUUCUAGGAUAUACUCUUGAAGAUGCCGAUGGUGAUGAUGAAGAUCAGAGUGAAGACGACAACAGACGGGUAACGGCGGCCGUCCAGGUCAUCAGGAAUUGGGGAAUUAAGCGGGAAUGGGCAGAAGACGAGGAGUGGAUGGGUGAUGCUCUAGCAAGCAUUGUUACGGGAGACGGGCAUGUCAGGUAUUUACCGUCGCAGAGCUAA